Molecule: messenger RNA, 1981 nt
Organism: Aspergillus heteromorphus CBS 117.55
Lineage: Eukaryota; Fungi; Ascomycota; Eurotiomycetes; Eurotiales; Aspergillaceae
Product: MFS transporter
Exons: 4
Coding region: 35-1819 (594 amino acids)
Biological process (GO): transmembrane transport; phosphate ion transport
Cellular component (GO): membrane
Molecular function (GO): phosphate transmembrane transporter activity
Source: RefSeq, a predicted model, not a curated record
CUCGCAUGAAACCACAGGAACACCAUUUCGAAAUAUGACAGCAGCUGGAGUAGUUCCUGCUUCGACAGCUCGUCAUCCCGAAGCGUCUCUGCAUAAAGACUCCUGCUCAUCAACUCCUCCCUCCCGCGUCACACCCGCCAUGGCAGCCCCAGGCGACCCCGCGGUCUCCAACUACACCAUCGACCUCUCUCACGUGGAGGAUCCCAACGAGCGCCGCCGUCGCGCCCUCGAACGCAUCGACAACGCUCCCUUCGGAUGGCGCCACGCCCGGGCCAUCGUCGUAGCCGGCGUGGGCUUCUUCACCGACUCAUACGAUAUCUUCGCCAUCAACCUUUGCUCCAGCAUGCUGGGCGUGGUCUACUGGCAGGAGGCGGCCGUCCGGCCCGGCAAGGUGCCAUACAGCUCUGACACGGCCAUCAAGGUGUCCACCUCCGCGGGAACCGUCAUCGGACAGCUGUUCUUCGGCUGGCUGGCGGAUAUUGUCGGUCGCAAGCGCAUGUACGGGAUUGAGCUGAUCAUCAUCAUCCUGGCUACACUGGCACAGUCGCUGGCGUCUAACUCUCCUGCCGUGUCGAUUACCGGCCUGCUCGUGUUCUGGCGCACCAUCAUGGGCGUCGGGAUUGGGGGUGACUACCCGCUGUCGUCGAUUAUUACUUCGGAGUUCGCAACAACCAAACACAGAGGGGCCAUGAUGGGUGCCGUGUUCGCCAUGCAGGGAUUCGGACAGUUUGCGGCUGCCAUCGUGGCUCUGAUUGCGACCGUCGGGUUCAAGGGCUCCCUGGAGUCGGCGAAAACGGUGGCAAACUGCAGCGGGGUCUGUCAGCUGGCUGUGGACAAGAUGUGGCGCAUCGUCAUCGGGUUCGGCGCGGUGCCGGCGUGUAUUGCGCUGUACUACCGUCUGACCAUCCCCGAGACCCCGCGUUUCACCUUCGACGUCGCCAGAGACCUGCUCAAGGGAGACGAAGACGUGGAGGCAUACAUUCUGGGAAAGCAUGAGGGACAUCCAGACGAGGUGAAGCGGGUUGCCGUGCUCAAAAGCACGGAUAUCAACUUCCUGACCCCCAAGGCGAGCUGGUCGGACUUUUGGUCCCACUACUUGACCUGGAAGCACGGGAAGAUGCUGCUGGGGACGGCGGGAUCGUGGUUCUUCCUUGAUGUUGCCUUCUACGGUCUUGGACUCAACAACUCGAUCAUUCUCUCCGCGAUCGGCUGGAACGGCGGAAGCAACGUGUACGAGUACUUCUACCGCAACGCCGUGGGCAACCUGAUCCUGAUCUGUGCUGGUGCCAUCCCGGGAUACUGGGUGACAGUGGCCACAGUCGACAAGCUGGGCCGCAAGCCGAUCCAGAUGAUGGGGUUUGUGAUUCUGACCAUCGUCUUCAUCGUCAUCGGGUUCGCGUAUGAGCCGCUGAAGAAGUCCGACAACGGGUUGCUCGCGCUGUACGUCAUUGCCCAGUUCUUCUUCAACUUCGGGCCCAAUGCGACGACCUUUAUUGUCCCCGGAGAAUGCUUUCCCACGCGGUAUCGGUCGACGUCGCAUGGGAUCAGCGCUGCGUCGGGCAAGAUCGGGGCCAUUAUCGCGCAGUGCGUGUUUGGCCCGCUGGCGCAUCGCGGAGCAAAGGAGGGGACCAACUCGUCGGAUACGCCGUGGCUCAAGCAUGUAAUGCAGAUUUUUGCGCUGUUCAUGCUGUGUGGAUGCUUGACGACGCUGCUGAUCCCGGAGACCAAGCGGCAGACUCUGGAGUAUCUGGCUGGUGAGCGGGAGAUGCAGCCGAUGGAGUCGAGACACGAGCUGGAGAGAGGACCGAAUAGUGAAUAGAACGCAGGUAGUCAAAAGUAGUCAAAAGUAAGCGAUAAUGCCGAGAAGAUGAAGAAGAGGAGGGGAGACUGGGGAUAUUCAACGUCCGAUCGAUAAUGUAUGAGUUAGUGGAGUAGUUCAAUCGUUGCAAUUAGUUCAAUCAGUUUAAUGGAAUUAUCCAAG